AUGAAGUACUGCUAUGUGUCUGGCGACCCUGAAUGGACACUCGGAAACUGCGGAAUAUUUGGAAGAUGCCAUGGGACCAUCGGUGCCUUGGCAGCAAAGCUGAACUUUGCCCGCUUUCGGGACGAGGGACGAAAUAAUAACGUCACAGAAGCCUUUGAUGUGGCCGAACAAAAAAUCAGGGGCAAUGUGGCCGACAUCAACUUUCGAAACAAAGGCGACGAAGAAACUCAGCUCCACGUAUCAUGCGCCCUUGGCGCCCCUCGUGCCAACCUCGAAAACAGAAUCCCGGAACUUAUCACUGCACUGCUUGAAAAGGGAGCAGAUGUGAAUGCAGUCAAUCGCCGAGGACAAACUCCCCUAGCCUGUGUUUGUGAUUCGCGUCUCCGCAGGAGUGAAACACUGAUUUCAGCCGCGCGACAGCUCUUGGAAUGUGGAGCAGAGCCCAAUGCAAGAGAUCAAGAAGGGGCAACGCCUUUUUCCGUUGCGUGUAUUAGACACCCCGAAAAGUUGGAUGUGCUGGGACUGCUUGUUGCUGCUGGGGCCAAUGUGAAUGCAAGGAACAACCAAGGUAUGACUCCUCUUCAUCGAGUUUGCAGCCACAGCACGGAGAGGGGAGCCGAUUUGAUAACCUUCUUGCUGGGCAAUGGAGCCAUGGCAGAUUUGAACACACAAGGAGGCAGCGACGGUCGCACUGCGCUUCUUUGUGCCGUUUCCAGUGGCAACGAAGGAGUUGCGAAGGUGUUGCUUGAUGCUGGCGCCAGACCAGAUGCCAGAGACGAAGGCGGGAACACAGCGCUGCAUUUGGUUUGUGCUCCGAGUUGUUAUUUCCGUAAUAUCCAUCGUGUGGAUGAGUUGGUGGAGCUGUUCCUGGAUCAUGGGCGAGCCCCCGAUAUUGAAACUCAUCAAGUAAACGCGAGAGGAGAGAAUGCAUUAACGAUGGCGGCUUUGGGUGGGCAUUUGAAACUGGUUGAGCUUUUCCUGCUUCGCGGUGCGUCUGCUGUUGGCCAAUGCGGAGAGAAAGCUCUUGAAUGUGCUUGCAGCAUGUUUUGCUUCACUCUCGUGUCGGCGAGCUGGGGCGGCUGGCAUGAUCCUCUUUGUGGGGAAAAUCUAUUGUGGUCCCGCCUGUAA
Molecule: messenger RNA, 1128 nt
Organism: Seminavis robusta
Lineage: Eukaryota; Bacillariophyta; Bacillariophyceae; Naviculales; Naviculaceae
Source: the annotation of a GenBank genome assembly